Messenger RNA from Pseudonaja textilis, 6474 nucleotides. Its product is annotated as general transcription factor II-I repeat domain-containing protein 2-like. The record is from RefSeq and is a predicted model, not a curated record. NCBI's taxonomy places the organism in Eukaryota, Metazoa, Chordata, Lepidosauria, Squamata, Elapidae. Gene Ontology annotation, biological process: regulation of DNA-templated transcription.
GAAUCUUCUCCAAUUCUUGGCAAGAUCUCCCCCAAGCGGAACCAGAUCCGCCCGCGGGCUUUUGCAAAACUCGAGACCUGGGAAAGAAGCACGUGGCGUGGCGUGGCGUGGAAGGCGGAGCGAAGGGCCGGGAACGGAUUGCAGCUGCGCUUCCACCCCCACACAUCCAAAGCGGGAGGAAAGCGCGAUCCCGCUGACCUGGGAAGCGAAGGGAAUCCGGAGCGGAAGAGCUGAGCCUCCGGGCAGGAGAGGAGCGGACUAGGCCCGACAGAUGCUGUGACAUGCUAAACUUGGUGAAAACAUCUGGAUCCACAGCAUCCUACUGAGCCUCCAAACUGGAUACCUACGGAGCUCCCAACUGCUCGCCUCAUGCAGCACCUGGGACUGUGAGCUUUCUCUGCAGUCUCGUAUUGCCAUAUAUUCAACCCUCUGCCAUGAAGAAGACCUGCGUGCCGGCAAUUAACCCCCCCCAAAUGGCCCAGCGGAAAGUGGACAUUGAAAAUAGGUGCUUUCAAAAGAGGUGGGAGGCAGAGUACCUGUUUGCUGACAUUGAAAAUAGGGCGGUGUGCCUUGUUUGCAGAGAUACGGUGGCUGUCUUUAAGGAAUAUAACAUUAGACGGCACUAUGAGGCCAAACAUCAGGACAAGUACAGACACCUGGACAUGGAGCAGAAGCUGAAGAAAGCGGAAGAGUUGAAGAAGAACCUGAUAUCCUUCAGAAAAGCAAAGUCACAAAGCAAAGCUGCUGUGAAAGCUAGUUAUAUCGUGGCAGAAGAGAUAGCUAAAUCAGCCUGGCCCUUUACCGAGGGCGAGUUUUUGAAGCGCUGCCUGCUUCAAGUGUGUGAAAUCUUGUGCCCAGACCAAAAGGAAGCGUUUUUGAACGUAAGCCUAAGCAGAAAUACUGUUGCCAGUCGGAUAGGUGAGCUCGCCGGGGUUUUACACGGACAGUUGGUUGAAAAGGGAAAAGAUUUCAUUGCCUAUUCCCUUGCUGUGGACGAGAGCAUUGACAUCUCUGGCAUGGCUCAGCUGACAAUCUUCAUCCGCGGAGUAGACGCAGCUUUAUGCAUUACAGAGGAACUUUUGGAGAUGAAAUCAAUACAUGGCACUCCCACGGGUAAGGACCUAUUUGAAGCAGUAUCGAAAUGCGUAAAUGACAUGAAACUGCCCUGGGAUAAACUUACGGGACUGACAACGGAUGGAACACCUUCAAUGUGCGGGGAAGAGAGUGGGUUAGUGGAAAGACUGCGAGAGAAGAUGAAGAGCGAGAAUUGCACAGGUGUGCUGACGGCGUAUCACUGCCUCAUGCACAAGGAAACACUGUGCGGCAAAACCCUGAAGAUGGAACAUGUAAUGAGCACUGUCACACAGACAAUUAACUUCAUAAGAAGAGCCAAGGGUUUAAAUCACUGUCAAUUUAAGUCUUUCCUUGAGGAAAUACAUUCUGAACUUGGUGAUCUGCCCUACCACGCAGAGGUGAGUUGGCCAAGUCAAGAAAAAGUGCUCAAUGGAUUUUUUGAGCUGCGUGUGGAAAUUUGUCAGUUCGUUGAAAGCGAAGGGAAAGACGCCACGGUACUGAGGGAUGGAAAGUGGCUGUGCGAAUUAGCCUUUCUGUGCGACGUAACGAAGCAUCUCACUGAGCUAAACCUUCAGCUUCAGGGACGGGACCGUGUGAUCACGGACAUGUAUGACGCAGUGAAAGGCUUUCGAGGAAAGCUGGGACUCUGGGAGACUCAGAUUCAGCAAGGGAACUUGGCUCACUUUCCCUGUUGCCAAGCAAUUGUCAGCCAAGUCUCCACCGCUGUGUUCUCGCAGGCUCGGUUUGCGGAUAAACUGAGCGCACUUCACAGGGAGUUCACACGUCGCUUUGUUGAGUUGGAAGCGCAGGCGUUCAAUUUUGGACUGUUUGUUAAUCCGUUCUCAGUCGAUGUGAAGAUAGCUCCCGUGGACCUCCAGAUGGAGCUGAUCCAACUCCAGUGUAGCGGCACACUGAAGUCCAAGUACGAUUCUGUAGGAUCCACCCAGUUCACCCGGCUCAUCCCUGAAACGAUGCCCCAACUCCGCCUACGAGCUGCUCAAAUGCUCUGCAUGUUCGGUAACACACACCUGUGUGAGAAUGUUUUCUCCAUGAUGAGGGUGAACAAAAGGGCGCACAGGAGUGUUCUCACUCCUGCACACCUCCUCUCUAUCCUGAGAGUUUCCACAGCUCAAAACCUAACGGUAAAUUUGGAUGAGCUUGUAGCCAAGAAAAGAUGCCAAACAUCCAGCAGGGAGAAAAAGGGCCAGCGGAUGAAGAUGGCCAGGGUACCCCCUGACUGUGGAGAAGAACUAUCUCAUCUCUCUGCCACAACAUCUCAGGGCUCUGUAUCCUUUGAGGACGUGGCUGUGUAUUUCACGGAGGAGGAGUGGGCUCUGUUGGAUUCUAGCCAGAGAGCCUUACACAGAGAAGUCAUGCUGGAGAAUUCUAGGAAUCUGGCUGCUGUGGGUUAUGGGCAAGAGCAUGAGAAUUACCAGGAGCUCAACUUUACGCUAUUCCAGUCUGAAGAAAGGAUGCUUGGAAUUCAGAGGGCGCUUCAAAAGAGUACGAAAAGCUGCCUAAAGAAUGGAAGGAAGAAAUCUUCUCCUUCAGAUCACAAUGAACUCCUCCCAGCUCAGCAACUUCAGCAACAAGUAGGAAGUGAAAAAUAUUUUGGGGAUGACAAGAAAGAGAGAUCGAAAUUUGUUUUUAGUAAAUAUUGUACAAACCAGGUUGAAGAGAAACAAUAUGAACGUCAAGAGUAUGUGCAAAGUAUCAGUCUUAACUCUUCUCUUCUUUUACAUCACCCAUCAUUCAUCCAAGAGACACCGUAUGCACUUAUAAAUUGUGUGGAAAAAUUCACAUUGAACAGUCAUCUUAUAUUGGAUGGAGAGGAUAACCCAUAUGAGUGUGGAAAGGCUUUCACCAAGAAACAGUUGCUUAUUUUACCCCCAGAAAAAAAACAAUAUAAAUGUCUGGAGUGUGGCAAGACUUUUACUCAUAGAUGUAAACUUACUGUCCAUGAACGGACGCACACAGGGGAGAAGCCAUAUACGUGUCAGGUGUGUGGGAAAAGAUUCAGUCAGACUGGUCACCUCACCAGACAUGGACGAACCCACACCGGGGAGAAACCAUAUACGUGUCUUCACUGCGGAAGGAAGUUCAGUGGAAGUUCAAACCUUAUCAAACAUGUAAGGAGCCACACGGGAGAGAGACCGUAUAAAUGUACAGAGUGCGAUAAGAGCUUCAGUCGGAAAACGACCUUUAUUUAUCAUAAAAGGAUCCACACAGGAGAAAAACCCUACGAGUGCCUGGAAUGCGGGAAGAGCUUCGGGCGUAACUUUAGCCUGAUGCAACAUAAAAGGACCCACACCGGGGAGAAACCGUAUCAAUGCCCGGUCUGUGGAAAGAGUUUCAGUGGAUCCUCGGAUCUUAUGUAUCAUAAGAGGAUUCAUACGGGGGAGAGACCGUAUAAAUGCCUGGAGUGUGGAAAGCAAUUCAGUCGGAGAAGUCGCCUCACGGCUCACAAAAGGAAGCACACAGGGCAGAAACCGUACACCUGCCCGGUGUGUGGAAGGAGAUUCAGUCAGAGCGGUCACCUCACAAGACACAAAAGAACCCACACCGGGGAGAAACCGUAUACGUGUCUAAAGUGUGGAAGGAACUUCAGUGGAAGUUCUAGCCUUGUGAUACAUGUGAGAAUUCACACGGGGGAGAAACCAUACAAAUGUACCGAGUGUGGAAGAUGUUUCCGUCAGAGAACCACCUAUAUUUACCAUCGAAGGAUCCACACGGGAGAAAAACCCUACAAAUGCCUCGAGUGUGGGAAGAACUUCAGGCGAAACGGUCACCUUAUGAAACAUAAAAGAAUGCACAUGAGCGAGAAACCCUAUAAGUGUUUGGAGUGUGGAAAGAACUUCAGUGUUCACUCAGAUCUGAACUGUCAUAGGAGGAUUGACACCGGGGAGAGGCCGUAUAAGUGUUUGGAGUGUGGAAAGAGUUUCAAAUACAGCAGUCAUUUUAUUUGCCAUAGAAGGAUUCACACUGGGGAGAAACCAUUCAAAUGCGCAGAAUGCAGAAAGAGCUUCAGUCAAAAAAAUCAUCUUUCACAACACGAAAGGAUCCACACAGGGGAGAAACCAUAUAUAUGCUUGGUGUGUGGAAGACGAUUCAAUCAGAGCGGUCACCUAACAAGACACAAAAGAACUCAUACUGGGGAGAAGCCAUACACAUGUCUGAAGUGUGGAAGGAAGUUCAGUGAGAGUUCAAGCCUUGUGAUGCACGUAAGAAGCCACACGGGAGAGAAACCAUACAUAUGUACGGAAUGCGGAAAGAGCUUCCGUCAAAACAGCGUCUUUGUUUGCCAUAAAAGGAUCCACACUGGAGAAAAACCGUACAAAUGCACCGAGUGUGGAAAGAACUUCAGUCAGAACAGUAGCCUUUUGAAACAUAAAAGAAUUCAUACAGGGGAAAAACCAUAUCAAUGCCUGGACUGUGGAAAGAGAUUCAGUGUACGCUCAGAUCUUACAUAUCAUCGGAAAAUGCACACAGGAGAGAAAUCGUUUAAGUGUUUGGAAUGUGGAAAGAGUUUCAGUUGCAGCCGUUACUUUAUUCGCCACAAAAAGAUCCACACAGGGGAGAAACCAUACAAAUGCCUGGAGUGCGGAAAGAGUUUCAGUCAGAACAGUCAUCUUGUCAAACACAGAAGGAUUCAUACAGGGGAGAAACCCUAUCAGUGCCUGGAGUGUGGAAAGAGCUUUACCACAGCCUUACAUCUUACAUAUCACAGAAGAAUGCACACCGGGGAAAAACCUUACAAGUGUUUGGAAUGUGGAAAGAGUUUCAAUUGCAGCAGUUAUUUUAUUUGCCAUAAAAGGAUCCACACAGGGGAGAAACCAUAUAAAUGCCUGGAAUGCGGAAAGCAAUUCAAUAGGAGCAGCCAUCUUGCCUAUCAUAAAAGGAUGCAUACAGGAGAGAAACCGUACAAAUGCACAGAGUGUGGCAAGAGCUUUUCAUAUAACAAUGGCCUUAGGUACCAUCAAAGAAUCCAUACUGGAGAGAAACCAUAUACCUGCUUGAAGUGUGGAAAGAAGUUCAGUGCAAGUGCAAACCUUAUGAUGCAUAUGAGAAUCCACACCGGGGAGAAACCGUAUAAAUGCACGGAGUGUGGGAAGAGCUUCCGUCAGAACAGCGUCUUCAUUUGCCAUAAAAGGAUCCACACAGGAGAAAAACCGUACGAAUGCACAGAGUGCGGCAAGAACUUCCGUCAGAAUAGUAACCUUAUCAUACAUAAAAUAAUUCACACAGGAGAGAAACCGUACGAAUGCACAGAAUGUGGAAAGAGCUUCAGCCACAAAAGUCACCUCACGAGACAUAAAAAAAUUCACACGGGAGAGAAACCCUGUAAGUGCACAGAUUGUGGAAAGAGUUUUAGUCGAAAUAGUCACCUUAUGAAACAUAAAAGAAUCCACACAAGAGAGAAACCAUAAUUUGGGAGUUUUCAUCACCCAAGUAUUUUCAUCUUAUAAAGGGAAAAAUAGAAAUAUGGUGACUGUAAAGUUCAGUAGCCUUGUCAGACUUAAAGGAAUCCACAUGGCAGAACCAUAAAAACACCCGAAGUGUGGAAAUAAAUUAAAAGAGUGUUGCACUUAUUUCUCAUAAGAUGUCGUGUGGUGGGAAGAAUGUCUGGAGUAAAUGGAAUUACCAGGACCAACCUUGUUUCUCCUUAAAAAAAAUACAGGAGAAGAUAUAUAAAUACGUUUAUGUGCUACAUGGACUUAAAUGUGCAACGUGUGGAAAGACCAUAUCCAUUUGGUAUAAAAAGUAUACCUAGGAACAGAUUAAAAAAACAACCCUGUUUUAAUAAGGCAUCCUAGAGUUGUUCCAUUCAGGAGAGAAACUGUAAAUGAGUGGAAUGUGAAAAAGGUAGUGACAGCUGAACCUGCAAAGUGGCCAUGACAAAGAACAACUUCAUAUUGUUAUUCGAAAAGGAAACAUAAUAAUUGCCAAAUAAUAUUUCUGAUUGGCUAAUCCCAUAUGUCAAGCCAUCUUUAAAUACGAUGCAGGCAAGAGAUGAAGGGUUUGGAUUAUGACAUGUGGAUAUUGUUUUGAUCCUGUGAAGACAUCUCUGAUUAAAAUCCUGGAUCUGAGCUUCCCUUCUUACAACUUCCUCCAUUUGGUUCUUCUCAGCUAAUCAGUAAUUAUGACAUUUUUUAUAACAUUAUUUUUCUUCCAACCUGCAAUGUUAAGGUUCCAGGUGGUCCAAGAUAGGCCUUGUAGCUUAGUUCCUGAAAUAGACCUCAGUUGCUAUUUGCUGUCAUUUGUUGGAACAAAAGAAAUCCUAAAUAUACAUCCAAAACAUUUUCUCUGAUAAAGAAAAUGUGAAACAAGAAUGAAAGAAGAUUGAAAGGACUCCAGAGAGGAAUGCCUGAAGGAGAAGAAAUUAUUGCUAUUUAUUAUUAU